UCGUGGCGGGCGGCAGCCGGCGAGUGAUGGCGCCUUGUGGUUCCUUCCCCCUGCAGGAGCGGGCCCGGGAUGGAGGGCACAGCGGCGCACAGCGUAUGCAUGGUGUCGGACUUCUUCUACCCCAACAUGGGGGGCGUGGAGAGCCACGUGUACCAGCUGUCACAGUGCCUCAUCGAGCGCGGCCACAAGGUGCUGGUGGUCACCCACGCUUACGGCCACCGCAAGGGCGUCCGCUACCUCACCUGCGGGCUCAAAGUCUACUACCUGCCCCUGAAGGUGAUGUACAACCAGUCCACGGCCACGACGCUGUUCCACAGCCUGCCCUUGCUCAGGUACAUCUUCGUGCGGGAGCGGGUGACCGUGGUGCACGCCCACAGCUCCUUCUCGGCCAUGGCGCACGACGCCCUGUUCCACGCCAAGAGCAUGGGGCUGCGCACCGUGUUCACCGACCACUCCCUCUUCGGCUUCGCCGAUGUCAGCUCGGUGCUGACCAACAAGCUGCUGACGGUGUCCCUGUGCGACACCAACCACAUCAUCUGCGUCUCCUACACCAGCAAGGAGAACACGGUGUUGCGAGCAGCCCUGGACCCACGGAUAGUCUCGGUCAUCCCCAACGCUGUGGAUCCCACCGACUUCACUCCAGACCCCUCGAGGAGGGAUGACAGCACAAUAACGAUUGUUGUUGUCAGCAGACUUGUUUACAGAAAAGGUAUUGAUUUGCUUAGUGGUAUAAUUCCUGAGCUCUGUCAGAAAUAUCCGGAGAUACAUUUCUUAGUUGGAGGAGAAGGACCAAAACGGAUCAUACUGGAAGAAGUCCGGGAGAGAUACCAGCUGCAUGACAGGGUGCGUCUUCUAGGAGGCUUAGAACACCAGGAUGUCAGAAAUGUCCUGGUCCAGGGACACAUUUUUCUCAACACUUCCCUCACUGAGGCCUUCUGUAUGGCUAUUGUGGAAGCAGCAAGCUGUGGUUUACAGGUGGUGAGUACAAGAGUUGGUGGGAUUCCAGAGGUACUUCCAGAAAAUCUCAUCAUUUUGUGUGAGCCCUCUGUGAAAUCUUUGUGUGAUGGACUAGAAAAAGCAAUUGCCCAGCUCAGAUCAGGAACUCUGCCAUCUCCAGAAACUGUUCAUAAUGAAGUAAAGACAUUUUAUACGUGGAGGAAUGUAGCAGAGAGAACUGAGAAAGUGUACGACAGAGUUGCAGAUGAAGUGGUUUUACCAAUGAAGGAGCGACUUGACAGACUAAUGACUCACUGUGGCCCAGUGACUGGGUGUAUUUUUGCUUUUUUUGCUGUUCUGAACUGCCUCCUCUUGGUGUUUCUGAGGUGGAUGACUCCAGAUUCCAUUAUUGAUGUUGCAAUAGAUGCUACAGGACCUAAGGGUGCAUGGACUAAACAGUAUUUUUUUGGGAAAAAAAGAAGAGUUAAAGAAGAACUUCCAAAUUCCAAGAUUGCUCAAGUGGACAGGGAAGAAUGUGUUGGUCACUAAAAGUUUUAAUGCUUGCUGACAGAGACAUUACUCUUACAACUCCUUAGUUUCUUUCUGAAGUUCUUGGAAAGAAACUUAGUUCAAUGUGCUACCUCAAUUUAGGAUGAUGUUCUUAGUUCAGUUUUGGAUUCAAGCAAAUUUAUGGGCAUCUCUUUUGCACUGAAAGCUGGGAGGAGAACGUGUUUUUAUAUAUAUCAGAAGCCUUGGAAACAAAAAUACAAGAUUUUUCUUGAUAACUUGAACAUUGCAGAAAGGGACUUAGGUGUUUGGGAAAACAAAACACAACAAUUCUUAGCUUACUGUAGUUCCUGCUAAUCCCUGAUAUUUACUGUGAUUUUUAUUUUAAGACCUCUUUCAAAAUAAUUAAAAGCUCAACAAAAUACACCUUUUUUCUCCUAAGAUGAAAAUGGCACUUGAAAUUAGUCAUAAAGUCCAUUACCAUGUAAAUUUCAGAGACUUGGUUCCAGCAGUUGUGUCCCAGUGACAGUGUUUUGCCUGGGUAGCAUUAUUAUUUUGAAAUUCUUCCCUAGUCAGAUUUGCACAUCCUGUUGCUAAAUCAACAUUCCAUAAUGAUUUUCUGAUAUUUUCAGAGGUGCUAAAUUUGUCCUGUUCUCAUACAUGUGUGAAAAUGAUCUAAAGCUUAUAGUGGUUUUGGGUUUUGUUUUUGUUUUUCGGUACAUAGGGGAAGAAAUAGUAUUAUUUAGAGAUAAUACAGCCUUUAGAAACAUCUCAGGCCUGAAAACUUCCAGCAGUCUGUGCCAAAGUGUGAAGUAACACAUGUGAGAGAGCAAAAACUCUGAAGGGCUUAACAAGCACACUCGUGCUUACCUGCUCUCUCCCACCUCCCACCCACCCAUCCC
Passer montanus (Eurasian tree sparrow) is the source of this 2345-nucleotide messenger RNA. It is a transcript of the gene PIGA, whose product is annotated as phosphatidylinositol glycan anchor biosynthesis class A. The record is from RefSeq and is a predicted model, not a curated record. The transcript is spliced from 5 exons. Bases 70 to 1485 code for a protein of 471 amino acids. Gene Ontology annotation, cellular component: glycosylphosphatidylinositol-N-acetylglucosaminyltransferase (GPI-GnT) complex. Gene Ontology annotation, molecular function: phosphatidylinositol N-acetylglucosaminyltransferase activity. NCBI's taxonomy places the organism in Eukaryota, Metazoa, Chordata, Aves, Passeriformes, Passeridae. Gene Ontology annotation, biological process: GPI anchor biosynthetic process.